AUGUCUGCAACAGAAGAUGAUUUUGCUAGCAACAUUGAUGAGCAAUUAUUAAAUAGUGUUGACCCUCAUCAUUCAGCUAGAUUAAAAUUAGAAGACCUUGGAGAUACAUCACAAUUAAAUGAUAAACAUCAAUAUAAACAAGAUCCUCAAUCAUCAAUAACAAAUCUGUAUCAAUCUACUUCAAAUCAAUCACAUGCAGAUAGAAGAACAAAUGAUGGAAUUGUUCAACAUCAACAACAACAGCAUCAUCAUCAAAUUCAUCAAAAUCCAGAUGAUUAUAGAAAAUUUCAAAUUCCAUCACAUUUGCAACAAGAUCCUGAUCAAUAUACAAGACAGCAUCAACAAGCCCAGGAACAUGCUCAACAACAAGCAGUUGCCGCUGGUAUAAAUAAUUACACGCUUCCACACCAUCAACAACCCCUUCCUCAUCAACUGCAACAGCAACAACAGCAGCAACAACAGCAGCAACAACAACAACUACAACAACAGCAGCAACAACAACAACAUCAGCAACAGCAACAACAAAGUCCAGAAUUACUGGACUUAUCCGGUCCAACAGCUGAAGAAUUAUCAGAAUAUAAUAUUCAAAUACCUGAACCAAUCAUUGAUGCUAAGCUGAAAAUAUAUCCAGUAACUGAAAAUACUAUAACUGCAGAAGGAUAUUUAAUAACUCGUCCUUAUCCUGAACAAGUGUUUAGUAAUCGUGAAGAUUUAAAUGAAUUUAUUGCUGAAUUUGCAAGAGAUAAUGGUUUUGGUGUUGUUAUUGCUCAUUCAAAUAAAAAAGCAAUUUAUUAUACUUGUGAAUUAGGUGGUCGUUAUCGUCAUAAAAAAUCUAAAAAAAUUGAUGUAUCAAAACAAAUUGAUGUUGGAGAUGGAUAUAUGUUAGAUCCAGAUACUAAAACUAAAAAAUUAAAAUGUCCAUUUGCAAUGACUGCUUCAUAUAGAAAAUCAACUGGUAUGUGGACUUUAAGAACAACAUGUAAUGAACACAAUCAUCCACAAUUAGAUCCCUUGAGUAAUCAUCCAAUGCUUAGAAAACGUAGCGAUGAAUUAAAUUUGUUGAUUUUAGAUCUUUACAAAUUAGGAACUAAACCAAGUCAUAUUGAAUCUAAAAUUAAAGAACAAUAUCCUGAUGUAUUGAUCAAAAGAGAAGAUAUUUAUAAUGAAAUUAGAGGUUAUAAACGUAAAUUGAAAAAACAAUCUUCAAGAUUUGGAUUUAAUAAUCCUUCAAGAAUUGCAAAUGCUCAAUAUAGAAAGAAGGCUGAACAACAAGCUGCCGCCGCCGCUGCUGCUGCUGCUGCUGCUAACAAUAAUGGUGGAAAUUUAGCAGCUAGUGUUGUAAACAAUUCAAAUAAUACUGAUUCAGAUGCUGUUGCUGCAGUAGCUGCCGCUGCAAGUGCUAAUGCAUUUUUAAACGAUGGUCAAGAUUUACAAGGUUAUGAUACUUAUCAACAACAACAUCAUCAACAAAAUCAUCAUCAAUUGCAACAACACCAACAACAACUUCAACAGCAACAUCAUCUUCAACCUCAACAACAACAGCAACAACAAUCCCAUCAAUUGUCUCAACAACAAAUACAACCACCUCAAACUCAACAACAACAGCAACAACAACAACAAGAAGAAUUUCAACGUCAAUUUGUUGCAGCAACUCAAGCCCAACAGCAUCAAUUAGAUGAACAUCAAUAUCAACAAUAUCAACAACAAUUACAUAGUCAUCAUAAUCAUCAAAAUCAUCAUUCUAAUAAUCAUACUCAUCAUAAUCCUUUAAAUGAUGACGGAUCUGCUGUCGCUGCCAUUGCUGCUGUUACUAAUGUUGGUCGUCAACAUGGUUAUCAAGAUAGCGCUGAUUUAUCAAUGGAUAACAUUGAUUCAAGAUUAGUUGGAGAAUAA
This is a messenger RNA of Lodderomyces pseudojiufengensis, 1893 nucleotides long. RefSeq lists its product as uncharacterized. The transcript has a single exon. The record is from RefSeq and is a predicted model, not a curated record. Bases 1 to 1893 code for a protein of 630 amino acids. Lineage: Eukaryota; Fungi; Ascomycota; Pichiomycetes; Serinales; Debaryomycetaceae. Gene Ontology annotation, molecular function: DNA-binding transcription factor activity, RNA polymerase II-specific.